GGGGAAUUUUCGUGGUGGGAUGGAAAUUGUGGGAGGGGGAACUGGUGGGGGGAACAGCGUGCUUCAAAUGAAGUCAGAGUUACCAAAACCAAUAUUGUUGAAGCAAGGCAGUAGCACAAAGUAUAAGAAUUCAGUUCGAACUGUUCGAUUUGGUGACGAAACGCAUACGCAAACUACGACUCCGAAGGGACCUGUGAGCAAAAACCAGCUGGAUGCACCGGUCCGUGAGCCGAAGCGCGCGGGACUCUUCCGUUGGUUUCGGAACCUGUUUCCUCGCGUUCAGGAUCACAAUAGAGUUCCAGUUCGAGAGGCAGCCGAGGAGAGUCAAAAGGCGUCGGACAAAAUGCGUACGGAAGAGAGAGAGACACGCGAGCAAAAAAACGGAGAUGGCACUUUGCCACUCAGUGACGGGGCGGAUGGCGAUCAGGAUCAGAAUGGAGAGGGGAUUGAAAGGGAGUACAAGGCGUUGGACGAAAAGCGUGAGAAAGAGAGAGAGACACGCGAGCAAAAAAUCAGAGAUGGCACUUUGCCAUUCAGUGACUGGACGGAUGCGGAAGGGGUCAAACACUUUGUUCUUCCCAAAACUAAGGAGGAAAUUGUCGAAGCGCUGGGUGAACCAUCGUCAUCACUGCAGGAAGAAAUAGAGUACAAGAUGAAGAACAAUGACCGCCUGGUGUCCGUGUUGGCCUUGUUCGGGUGGAUGAGCGACGCUCCAGACAUCAUACUUGACGAAUAUAGCGAAGAGGCUGAGGCAGUAAAGGCUCAGCUUCUCAAAAGCAAUGUUCCUGAAGAAUCGAUUUUGCACCAUGAGGACAUGGAGGCGCUCACGAAAGAACUGGUCAGAAAGAAUUCAGAGCUUGGCGAGAAGAUUGUCCAUAUCCUCAAGUCGGAGCCUGUGGCGGCGGUCCUGAAGUGGACGUUGGAAAAGGGCAUCGCCAUCGGCGACGAGUCCUACACUUGGAAGAAUUUCGACGCGCCACUAAAAGACGCUAUCUUAGGGAAUUUGGAUUCUCUCAGAGAAUAUGGCGAGGAUCCAUUUGUCGUUCGAAACAUGGUAGGCCAGCUUCUGAAUAAGGACUCGGACGAGUAUUUUCGAGCCUUGCUGACAAGAGAGAAAGGCUUCGCCGUAGAGUUGAUCCGGCGCGACGGUCAAGUGUGGUCACAGCUGUGGGAGCAGAACCUCGCUGGAGCGGAUUUGGACGGCCAGGUGCUCAGUAUGCUGAAGGCGCAAAAGAGAGGCCGCACAAAGGACGGGGGCUUGUAUCUUGGGGGCUCCGCGGCUUUUCCACUUAUACGAAAUGAGUGGUUUAUGGACGCGGCUGCGAAACUCGAUCCAGACUUCGUCGUAGAUGAUGUGUUGCCCCCGGGCGUUUUGAGCUUCACCAAGGAACCAAUAUCGAAUCCUGUGCGAACUAUGCGAUGGGUG
Messenger RNA from Amoebophrya sp. A25, 1426 nucleotides. The record is from the annotation of a GenBank genome assembly. NCBI's taxonomy places the organism in Eukaryota, Dinophyceae, Syndiniales, Amoebophryaceae.